Molecule: messenger RNA, 306 nt
Organism: Phytophthora sojae
Lineage: Eukaryota; Oomycota; Peronosporomycetes; Peronosporales; Peronosporaceae
Exons: 1
Coding region: 1-306 (101 amino acids)
Source: RefSeq, a predicted model, not a curated record
AUGAUCCUAAACGCUACCAAAGUGUGGGUGUGUGACUUCCUCCUCGGUUUCAUCUACCCGCCGUACUUUUACAUCUUCACGACGCUCUCAGAGACGGCUCAGAUGGCUUUUGCGCUGUUAUUGCCCGUCAUUAAGGUGGCAACGAGGAACCUCUUCGCGCUGACGAUAACGCACCUGAGCGACGAGGUGCCGGAGAUCGUGGUCUUCAACUGCGACGCGUUUAACGCGCUCUUCGUUGCGUAUUGGAUGCAGACCUCACCCACUCUUAGGACGACGUUGGAGAUAAUGAUUGUGGAUUCUUCAUGA